CCCAGUGGCGGCGGCGCCGCUCCCGCCCCGCGAACUCGGAGCGCUCGCUGGCUGUGUUCUUUAACUGUAUUUUGGAUGGGAUUUUCUUUUACUUCAUUGCCAUCUGUAGAAACUGAUGAAUAUUUUUAGUGCUAAGGCUCCAUAUAUCACCAGAUGUCCUUCUGCCUGACUGAGAUGUUUCUGUGGUCUUUGAAGACCAACUUACAUAUUAGAGAUGAAGACAUUGGCAUCCACCAGUACUGCGACAAGAAAGAACCAGCUCGAGAUUAUCCUUGGAUCCUGAAAACCAAGCGACCGGACAAACUGCGAGAUGCUCUCAAGGAGGUAGAGGACUUAAUGCAGAACAGUCCAUGUGUGCUGAGCAAAUGGAAGAACAAACAUACCUGUCAGCUCCUCUUUCACUCAGGUAUUUUGGUGUCCCUAAGCCUUUCUGGGCCACAGCUGGAGAAGGUGGUGAUUGACAGGACCCUGGUGGGGAAGCUCAUCUCCGACACCAUCAGUGAUGCUGUUCUUACAGACAAUUUCAUCAUCUUGUCAUUUGAGGACCAUAAUCAACUCUGCUUAAUUCAGUUUACAAAGGCAAUGGAUUCUCCUGAUGUAAACAAAAGACUGGAAAAACUCUCUUGUUUGGACUCUAAGAUUUCUUAUGUUGAUAUACUUGGACCAGAAGGUAGAAGAAUGAAACGUCACCUGGCAAUAAACUCUAUGCAAGAUCUGGUCAUUUGCUGGUGGUCAGCAGCUAGUGAUGGAGCAUGGCCUUGGUCUCCUAUUUCCUGUCAGAGGGACAGAGCCAACCUAUUGCUAUUAGGCUGUGCACAUGGCAAAUUGGAGGUGCUGAGUUACGUCCGCACGGAGUGGGACCCGCUGGAUGCCAGCUUCAGCUGUCUCCAGCCCCAGCAGGUGCUGACGGUGGAGCGCUCGGUGUCCGCAGCCAAGGAGCCCAUGGCCGACAGCUGCGUCUACAAGUGCGUCAGGAACAGAAUCCAGUGCGCCGCCGUCACCAGGAUCCCCCUGCGAGCCAGGGCCAUCAGCUGCUGCAGGGAUGUGACAGAAGACAAGCUGGUGCUGGGCUGUGAAGACUCGUCAGUAGUUCUGUACGAAGCCUACAGCCAAGUGACUCUGCUGGCCCAAGCAGAGCUGCUCCCUGCCGUAAUUGCCUACCACCCCUGCGGAGCCGUGCUGGUGGCUGGCAGCUCUCAAGGGGAGCUGCAGCUUUUUGACACGGCGCUGUCCCCAGUUAAAAUUCAGCUCUUGGCACAGGACUAUUCACCUGAGGCAACUCUGCAGUUCAGUAAACACUGUGAGGUGCCCACCAGCCUCAUCCAGAUCCAGUGGGCUGCUCCUCAAGGUGCAUUUCCCAGUCCUGACAGCAUGGAUAUUCACAAUCUUUUGUUGGUUAGAUUUGAUAAAGGACCCUUGGGAGUGCUUCACUUUAAACUUGGUGUGCUCACAAGAGGACAGCUGGGCCUUGUGGAAAUCAUCCACCAGUACAUUCGUUACGAUGAGAUACAGGAGGCAGUUAAUGUCCUGAGCACCAUGAACUGGAACACGAUGGGGCAGCAGUGCUUUAUCUGCCUGAGUGCCAUUUGCAACCACCUUCUUAAACAAAAGCUUACACCAGCCAGAGAAGCACAGCUUGAGGCAAGCCUUGGAACCUUUUAUGCUCCAACAAGGCCUCUCUUGGAUAGAACUGUGCUGGAGUACAGGGACGCCAUCAGCAGAUAUGCAAGAAGGUUCUUCCACCACCUGCUCAGGUAUCAGAGGUUUGAAAAAGCAUUUCUGCUUGCUGUUGAUAUCGGUGCUCGGGACCUGUUCAUGGACAUCCAUUACCUUGCUCUAGAUAAGGGUGAAUUGGCACUAGCUGAAGUGGCAAAGAGAAAGGCUAAUGACAUUGAUGCAGAAUCAAUAACUACUGGAAUUGAACUUCUGGGGCAGUCAGAUGAAGAGGACCCAUCUUGUGAAGCUUUUGCUGACCAAUCUCCAGAGCGGGGAGAAGGGUGCAACCUGCCUGCUCCCAGCCCUGCUGACAGACCACCAGUGCAGAGCUGCUCCCACAGACCCACCAGCCACAGACAGGCAGAGGACACUGAGCCUGGAGCAGAUGGCCACACCACCUCCCUCAUCAAGAAAACCUUUUCCAGCAGCCAGGAAGGAAAUACGAGAGCCAUUCCUUCAGAGCAGGAGACUGGAGACAGCGGGUCUCUCCAGAUCGUGCACUUUGGGCUGGUGUGACUGAGCUGCCAAAGCAGAGAAGAGGAAACCUCACCGAGGCGGUGAAGUUCACGGGAAGUCCUUCAGCAAACUUCCAGCCAGCCUUGGAUCUGACCACCGGCAGAUGACAAAACACCAGGCUUAGAAAAUACCCUGUUCUUAGACCUCCAAAUUAUUUCUGAGUUCAUGUUGAUAUGUCCAUGCACAAAGUGCCCUUUGUUUGCUUGUGGAGGGCAACUUGGUGACAUUUUCAUCAAAGGCGUCAAAAAUAGCGAGUAAUCGCCGAUCCCCAUGUACUGUACCAACUCAAUGCUGAAAAAUUUGGUGGGGUGUCUUGGAUGAAUCCAUAAGCUUUUCAGGAGAAAGUCUGUAAUUCUCUAUGCAUUAUAUGUUUUUACAAUCUUCACUUGGAAGCAGAUUCGAAUUUCCACUUAAGUCUCUGAAAACCGUCCUAUUGAGAUACCAGCAGAUAAGAUCUUCACUCAGGAUACCUCUGUGAAAGAGCAGCCUUUCACAGUUAGCAGCAUUUUUCAAAGAAUGCUCUCAAUUUUCAUAUCUAGAUAUAUCAUCUUAGUUGAAUAACCAUUAUUUUGCCUUGAAAAAAAGAUGCGGAGCCUCUUAAGCAUCAUUCCAUUGGAGUCCAGAUUUUAAUCUGCCUCCUCUAACCACAAAGAGAAAAUGCACUGAGAAGGGAACCUGUGCCAGCCCUCUCUAUUUUUUUUCUGGCAGUGAAGAGGAGCGAGCAUCAUCGUGGGUCCUCCCUCCCACCACCUGAUGGAGCGCAGAGUGUACAGACACGGUUAUUUUGAGCUCUGUCAUAGGCACAUGUGUGGGUUAAUCUUGAGCCUUUUGGGGAGCACUGGGUGGUUGAGACCCAAAGCCAGAGAGCUUCUUGAAUUUGGUUUUAUGCGGUGAGCAAAUCUGUACGAUGGACUGAGAAUGAAAUGUAAAAAACCCCAAAACCCACAAGCCAUUACAAGUGUUUCAUUAACAGAAAUUCUGCCUUUACCCAAAUAAAAUAUUUACGGUCCAUUUUCCCCUUAUGAGUCAAAA
Messenger RNA from Cyanistes caeruleus (blue tit), 3264 nucleotides. RefSeq names its product WD repeat containing planar cell polarity effector (gene WDPCP). The record is from RefSeq and is a predicted model, not a curated record. Lineage: Eukaryota; Metazoa; Chordata; Aves; Passeriformes; Paridae. Gene Ontology annotation, molecular function: protein binding. Gene Ontology annotation, biological process: establishment of protein localization; nervous system development; cilium organization. Gene Ontology annotation, cellular component: axonemal basal plate.